Aedes aegypti (yellow fever mosquito) is the source of this 1315-nucleotide messenger RNA. RefSeq names its product ERI1 exoribonuclease 2 (gene Snp). Gene Ontology annotation, biological process: exonucleolytic trimming to generate mature 3'-end of 5.8S rRNA from tricistronic rRNA transcript (SSU-rRNA, 5.8S rRNA, LSU-rRNA). The transcript is spliced from 3 exons. The coding region runs from base 605 to 1309 and encodes 234 amino acids. Gene Ontology annotation, molecular function: 3'-5'-RNA exonuclease activity; nucleic acid binding. The record is from RefSeq and is a predicted model, not a curated record. Lineage: Eukaryota; Metazoa; Arthropoda; Insecta; Diptera; Culicidae.
ACAGCAGGGAAAUACACGAAAAAGACAACGCAGAACACAGGAGCACUACCCAAACGAAGAGCAGAGCCGCAAGCACCGAAGCCACAAGGAACAGUACAGCAAGCCGAAAUUGCGAACGAGAAACGAGUGAGAAUCGAAAAAGAACGCAACCGUAUUCUCCAAGAACACCGAAUGGAGAUGUCAUCUGAACAAGGAACAGCAUUGAACAACAAAUACGCCGUAACCGACAAAGAGCGAUGGGAAAAGAUAGCCGAAGAAGCUAAGCAGGCAGCAAACGAAACAGCAGAACGGAACAUGCGCGGAGCAUUAAUGAAUUUCUACACCGAUCUAGUACAGAAGAACGAUCUACCUCAAGAUUUACACGAAAGCAUAAAACAAAUUUCCAAACAACAUUUCAAGCUAGAUAAUGCAAUAUUCUAAUUAUUCUCUUUCUUUCCUUUAAAAUGGCUUCUUUCAGAUUGCUACAGAUAAAUAUACAAAGCUUAUCGAAACACAAAGAGGAACUUCAGAGGUCGCUGAUUGGAGGGGACUAUUCGGCGGCCUUAUUAUCGGAGACGUGGACAGAUUCAAACCAGGAACAAUCCAGUCCCUCAAUGCCGUCGAAAUGCUGCAAGUUGGAGGUCGGAUCGGAUCAUCUUCACUUUCCACCCAAACAUUCCAGUACCUGAUUGUGAUCGAUUUCGAGGCCACCUGUUGGCCGGCAGAAGAUGCCCAAAAAUGGAAGAAAAAUGAAAUCAUCGAAUUUCCGGCAGUGCUACUGAACCUGUCCAACGGACAAAUCGAGUCUGAAUUCCGCCAGUUCGUGAUGCCCAUCGAAAAUCCGCGGUUGAGCGAUUUCUGCAUCCAGCUGACGGGCAUUCGCCAAGACCAGGUCGAAAACGGCGUUCCUCUGCACACAUGCUUGUCCUUGUUCGACAGAUGGCUCAAGAAGAAUGUCCUCGGCGACCGGGGGCUGAUUCUACCGAAGAUGGCCCCCAGCAAUCCUACCGGAACCGUUGCUUUCGCCACGUGGACCGAUUGGGAUUUGGGAUCAUGCUUGACCAAAGAGUGCACGAGGAAGAAGAUCAACAAGGCGGGCUACUUCGAUCAGUGGAUCGAUGUUCGCGCCAUCUAUAAGACAUUUUACCAGCACAACCCAAAGAGUUUUGCGGACGCUUUAACCACGCUUGGAAUGCGAUUCGAAGGGCGUCCUCACAGUGGAAUGGACGACUCGAAGAACAUUGCGCGGGUGGUUGCCAAAAUGCGUCGCGAAGGUGCCAACUUUAUUAUCACCAAAGAUUUAAGGCCAUUUGAGCUGCUCAAUAAAUAGAAUGAU